Arachis stenosperma is the source of this 1288-nucleotide messenger RNA. RefSeq lists its product as uncharacterized. Bases 1 to 1083 code for a protein of 360 amino acids. Lineage: Eukaryota; Viridiplantae; Streptophyta; Magnoliopsida; Fabales; Fabaceae. The transcript is spliced from 4 exons. The record is from RefSeq and is a predicted model, not a curated record.
AUGAAGGAGAAAUUGGAAAAUCCGGUGAAAAAGGAAGAAUCGGUACUAGUAAUAGAACAAUUGGAGAGACCCACAGUUAUUGAAACAAAGAAGGAAGUGGUUCAAGAUCUAAGAGAUGUGGAACCCCCAUGUGAAUUCCAACAACCUCCGAAGCAUCUCAAAAUUGAAGACUAUGAGGAGGCUAUUCAAGAAAUAGAUUCAAUCAUGGAGGAAUUUCUAUCUACAAUUGAAUCUUCUCCCAUUGGACAUGAAGUUGAAGUUAUAAAGGAGUGUACUGAUCCACUUUUCGAUCAAAGGGAGUGUCGACAUCAGCAACUUGAGAAGAAGUCCCGUUCUAGGAUUGCUUCGACUGAGAUGGGUUCGAUUGCAAUGCAGAGUUUCCAAUACAGAUUGUAUCGAUCUGAAGAGUCGGAGCUAGUAAUAAAUGCAGAUGCGAGCAAGUCAAAGUCGAAGAAAGAUGAUGCAAGAAUGUUAAGGUCGAAGAUUAUCAAAGUUUUGCCUAGUAAGUUUCAGUCAGAGGAAAUAAUCACCAAAUUCGCACUUCAUAAAGAAAAGAAACAAAGAAGCAAAUGUUUGGUGUACACUUUCGCUUGCUUUGUGACCCUCUUUGGCGUGUGUUUAUGUUUUGCAUCCGUCGUUUUGAGAGUUAGAGAACCCAAGAUAGAAAUCAAAUCAGCUAAGAUGAUGCACGUUCGUUAUAGCAUCACUUCAUCAUCAUCACCAUCAUAUGCUUCCUUUAACGUGACCAUGAUUUUUUCUAUGAUGAUCAUCAACCCAAACUAUGGCCACUUCAGUUUCCAUGACAGUUCAGUGAAAUUUCUUUACGGGGUUGUAAGUGUUGGUGAAAGGGGAAUUGUGGGUUCGAGAGUGAAGGGUAGAGAUAUCAAAGAAUUCAAUGUGAUGGUGAAUGCAAGGUCCAGUAAUAAUAUCAAUUAUUCAGGUGUAACGAAACUAAGAAGCUAUGCGGAAUUGAAUGGUUAUGUGCAAGUAUUGAAGAUUGUAAACAAGAGGAAGAACAUAGUGAUGGCUUGCAUUAUGACUCUCAACUUCACAUCUCAUUCGAUUCAACAUCUUCAGUGUUAGUUAAGGUUAAUGCUAGCUAGUUAGACCAAUCAUGUUAAUUCAAUUGUUAGUACCUUUUUUUUGGCUAUAACUAGAAGUGAUAGAUUGCAUGGGCUGGGCCUGUAACAUAUAUCGCCGGUUCCCGAGUCUGAUUCCGCUAUUAGGCCUGAAAGUGAAGCUACAACAAUAGUACGGCCGAAAGCUUACAUGUUUUAGACCAAGAAAA